Candidozyma duobushaemuli is the source of this 465-nucleotide messenger RNA. RefSeq lists its product as uncharacterized. Gene Ontology annotation, cellular component: mitochondrion. Gene Ontology annotation, molecular function: zinc ion binding; protein-folding chaperone binding. Bases 1 to 465 code for a protein of 154 amino acids. The transcript has 2 exons. NCBI's taxonomy places the organism in Eukaryota, Fungi, Ascomycota, Pichiomycetes, Serinales, Metschnikowiaceae. Gene Ontology annotation, biological process: protein folding; protein import into mitochondrial matrix; protein stabilization. The record is from RefSeq and is a predicted model, not a curated record.
AUGUUUCGCCUAGCUCGCUCUAGCAUCCUCAGAUCGGCCAGACUAGCAUCUAGACCUAGCGUCCUUCGAGUGGCGCCCAAAAUACCAACUUCCUUUUCCUUCCCCAGGCCCCAGAUCAGAUGCCACUCCACAGACAAGUCGGCCACCAUCCAAGGCCAAAAGCCCGAGCUCAUGAUUGCAUUCACAUGCACCAAGUGUGACACGAGAUCGUCUCACGUCUUUCUGAAACAGUCAUACACGAACGGAACAGUCUUGAUUCAGUGUCCCGGGUGCAAGAACCGUCACUUGAUCGCCGACAACCUCAAGAUCUUCCGUGAUAACAACGUCAACUUGGAGGACAUUCUCAAGGCCAAGGGUGAGCUGUCCUUGAGGAAGACCAUUGGCCACCACGCCAAAGACGCUCCAGAGGAGUUCCAGAAGAAGUGGGAAAACAGUGACAACGGAUUGCCUCCCACGAAGGAGUAA